Molecule: messenger RNA, 2013 nt
Organism: Fonsecaea nubica
Lineage: Eukaryota; Fungi; Ascomycota; Eurotiomycetes; Chaetothyriales; Herpotrichiellaceae
Exons: 2
Coding region: 1-2013 (670 amino acids)
Biological process (GO): polyphosphate catabolic process
Cellular component (GO): membrane; fungal-type vacuole
Molecular function (GO): exopolyphosphatase activity; endopolyphosphatase activity
Source: RefSeq, a predicted model, not a curated record
AUGGCCCGCGUUGCCCGUUACCUGUUGCUGUUGUUGGCAGCUCUCGUAGCGGCAGCACCUCCCAGUAUCCCGUGGAACGAUGAUGGCCAACAACAAGUGAUCGACGGGCCAUCGACCUUGAAGUCGCAACCUGCACCUCGGAGGCUGCGCGGGAGGUUUCUGCACAUCACUGACCUCCAUCCCGAUCCUUUCUACAAACCUCAUUCCGAUCCUGAAGAGCAAUGCCAUUACGGUCAUGGCAGCGCCGCAUAUUACGGAGCAGAAACAACAGACUGUGAUACACCCAUUAGCCUGGUCAAUGCCACCUUCAAGUGGAUCGAGGCAAACCUCAAGGACGAGAUUGAUUUUGUCGUCUGGACCGGCGACUCGGCCCGCCAUGACAACGAUGACCGCCUUCCCCGGUCAGACAAGCAGGUGCUCAAGCUCAAUCGAUAUGUUGUAAACAAGUUCGUCGAGACUUUUGGCAAGCCGGACAACAUACACGACCCGGACCCGACCAACGACUUUGUCGUCCCCAUCGUGCCUACUUUUGGCAAUAACGAUAUUCUCCCCCACAAUAUCUUCACCGCCGGGCCCAACAAGUGGACGCGGACCUACCUGGAUGUCUGGGAGCCGUUUAUCCCACAGGCACAGCGCCAUUCAUUUGCAAGAGGUGGCUGGUUCUUCACUGAAGUUAUCCCUGAUAGACUGGCAGUAUUUAGCCUCAACACUCUAUACUUCUUCGACUCGAACUCGGCAGUCGAUGGCUGCGACUUGAAGUCAGAGCCAGGCUACGAGCACAUGGAAUGGCUCCGAAUCCAACUGCAAUUCCUCCGCGACAGAGGCAUGAAAGCCAUUCUCAUCGGUCAUGUCCCACCAGCCAGGACUGAAAGCAAACAGAACUGGGAUGAAAGCUGUUACCAAAAGUUCACCUUGUGGAUGAGACAAUAUCGAGAUGUGAUCAUCACCUCGAUCUUUGGACACAUGAACAUCGAUCAUUUUAUGUUUCAGGACGUCAAAGAACUGCAUUACAAGUUCAAGAUUGAAGGCAUCGACGACGGACCCAAUAAGAUCCAGCGCUUCAAGUCGCAACCAGACAACACCUUCUCCCUCGCCGCAAAGGCACAAUACUUGAAUGAACUGAGGUCAGGCUGGUCAGCAUUACCCACACCACCAGCUGGACAUUCAUAUCUGUGUAUGGAUGGCGAGGAAGUAUCCAACAACACUGUCGAUACCCGAAAGAAGGAUGAGGAGAAGGAACUCGCGAAGUUUCUCAAGGCCAUCGGUGGACCUUGGGCGGAGAGAUAUAGCUUGACACUGGUGUCUCCGAGCGUCGUUCCCAACUUCUUUCCCACUCUUCGAGUGGUGGAGUACAACAUCACAGGGAUGGAAAAUGACCACCCAGCCCAAGGCGCGAUUGGAAAACCUGCGGUCGAACACCAUGUCGAUGGCUCGGCGGAUCGGGAAGAGGUCUCUGAGUUGACAAAGGAAGAUGAGUCUGACAACGAUGUCGACACAAAUAACGAUAUCCACGAUCUUAAGAAGAAAAAGAAAGGUAAAAAGAGGAAGAAGAAGCCGAAGAAACCCAACUUUCCGGUGCCCAAACCACCAUCCAGUUCAUCUCCUCCUGGUCCGGCUUAUUCUCCACAGCCGCUGUCUCUGGUAUCGUUGACGCAAUAUUACGCCAAUCUGACUCGAAUUCACGAGCAGAUGCACCAGGACAAGUCGUCCAACAAAGAUCCUUACAAACACUUUGCAUACUUUACCGAGUACACAACAAAGAACGACAGCGCCUAUCAAAUACAAGACUUGACCGUGCGAUCGAUGCUGGAUCUGGCCGAGAGAAUGGGACGAGACAGCCUGAAGCUGAGUGAUGAAGACCUCGAGGAUGUGGAGAGAGAUGUUGAUUUGUCCAAGAAAAAGGGUGACAAGCACAAGACAUCAACUCGCAAGAACCAUCUAUGGAAGGUGUUUAUCAAACGGGCUUUUGUGCACACGAAGCCUGACGAUGAGAUCGACCAGCGGUUUGGCUAA